ACUUGUAUCGGCACGCGCCCUCAGGCAAAUACAAGUUUAAUUAGCCGGCCGCAAAAUAACAGUUAAACGGCAGAUGCUUCCUAAUUCAAAUUCACUUGAACAGAUCACGAGUCACUAAUUAAUUAAGCCUUCGUUCCACAGUGGUCUGUGCGGUUGUAGCCAUGUGUUUCAUUUUGUUUAUUUUUCAUCGGUGUUUUAGUAUCACUUCGUCUCCCAUGCAUUUCCUUUGAAUCAAUGUCAAUUUGCCAAUUCAAUGUACAUCGUUCAAGGGUAAUACGGCGCAAUACGGCGACAUCUUGGUUACUUGUGUUUCCAGCUAUCCUUGAGCAAUAGUCAAGAAGACUGGACGAAAAAAUACAUUUGCUCUCAGUCAAACUAAGGGAAAACGCCAGCCUUGAAAGAAGGUCAAAGCAUAUCUUCGAUACCUUACAAAGUAUGGACCAGUAUGAGUUGUCAGUUUCGUCACAAGUAGUCAAAGUGUGCGUCAAAGUAACCUUCUUCUUGUUUAGAGAAAUGCCUAUUUUCCAUGAUUUCUCCAUAGACCUUCAAUAAAUUGAAAUUAGCGGGGUAGAGAUCGGAUAGCUUUCUGAGGCUAAUAAGUUUUACGACUGGCUUACCAACAUGAAAAAAAACAAAACAAAACAAAAAAAACACCAGAAACACCUUGAGGCGAUUUUACUCGAUCUGUGCGGUUUGUCUCGAAAUGUUUUCGUGCGCAAGACAAAUUAGUGUAACACCCGCUGAAAUGGAAAAAUGUCGCGCAUUGUUUUUGUUAAAGCAUUUCAUGGCGUAGAGUAUACUCUAUUCUACUUCGUACAAUGCUUGCUGCAAAGAAAAUGCUGCACUGUGUUCAUGUGAGGCCGGAAGUUACGCCAGCCAUUAAUGUCGCGUGCAAUUUGUUUCGCAACAAAAUUACAAGGCAAUCAGUGCUACAAGAUAGCAUAGUGUUACUGCGUCUUAACUUCUUCACUGAGUUACAGAGCCAGCUUUUAUUAUACGAUUACCAUCUUCCAGACGUUCAGUUAGUUGGGACGCAGCGCGAAAAACGGCGAGCGAAAAAAUAGGGAAGAAGCGCGGCCGUUUUUCGCGCUGCGCAUCAGCCAACUGAACGCCUGGAUGAGGCUAUUAUAUCUGUACAGAUCGUCAUUGCAGCCCAGCGUAAACUUUACAUCCUAGUAUAAAUAUUUGGGCAGGAAAUAGCUAAGGAGGGUAAACUUAAUCUGGUUUCCUCAGUUACUCUUCAAGCACGCCACAAUACACAAGUAUUUAUUGUUGAUCAUCUUCAAUGAGUAAGAUCUUCGCUUGAUAGAUUAUCGAUUACUAACUUUGCGUUUUAAUCAGUGCAAGUCAGGUUUCGUUUCUGAAAUUUUCGUUUUGCGUUGACUUUAUUUCAAAGGUUGGAAUUAGAGCUGAGUUAGUCGACACAUAAACAAAAAUAGUGGCGCUAAAAGUACAUGAGGUGAUUCUAAUAACGAAUGUGUUCUUAUUAAGGGCGACAUUUUACUUUAGCUCAUUCGUGGAAGACUUCAGGAUGCUAAACUUACUAGAGACGUUUUCUAAUGUAUCUCGGGGUUUUCUGGAGUCGACGUGGCUCACGCUCUUUAUCCAAUCACAAAGCAAUUCAUCAAUCACAUGCAAAACUCACAACCAAUCAGGGUUUGAGUCAGGUGUGAUUUCCCGCGCUUGCUUGACGGUAACAUGUCUCAAAAGGCAUCUGAUUGGUUGAUACUUAAUGCUAUUCGCGGUCUUUUUUAUGGUUUACUAUAGAAAACGGACCGCGUUGUUAUAUGAUUAAACAAAUCCUAUUACAUCUUUGGAGGUGAAACAUAAAAUUGAUCGCUUUUCUAAAGUUACAUUUGAAUUUGCUCCAAGCCGAUAGCAGACAGAAGUUCUCAGGUAAGAUCGGUAAAAGACUUCCCUGCUACACUCAAUCCGGGUUGUGUUUUGAUUUUGAGAUUAAGAUAAAAAUGAAGUACUCCUCCUGAGGUAGAUAGACUUGCUCUUCUCAUGGCAAAUCUUUAAUUAUAAGCGAAACGCAUUCCGGCUUUGCCAGGACAUGCCAACAGCAGUUAUUUAUAUCAGUGUAAGCUUAACUCAAACUGUGCUGUAUUUAUCUGUUUUAAAUAUUAACAAAGACUUUUCACGAUUUUGCAGUUUAUUAAGGUCGCUACAGAGGCAUAAGAUAAGCUAAGAUAAAUUACAUGUUGACUGGUCGAGCCAGACGGCAAAAUGUUUGACUCUCGGUCACUAUCAGUUAUCACAUGCACUUGGCUAAAUAAAGAUAUCCUUGAACGGACCUUGAUCUCAGUCUAUAAGUACCUUUUAUAGUAUGUUGUGGUAAUACUCGUAUAUUUAUCUACUCGGAGUAGAAAUAUUUUAAAACUUCCUUUCUUAACCGGUUUUAAUUUUGACAGUUGCACUGUAAACUUGCCUGGGUUUCCGUCAUGGCAUUUGAGAUGGUUUAUUUGUCGGCAUUUCAUGUGUGAUUGACCCUGUCUGUCACCUGCUCAAGUCGUCAUUUUCAACGGAAAUAUCGCUCUUGGGGACAAUACCGUUUGUCAUUUUGUGGUUGUGUUUUGAUCAAAUCUUGUCAGCGGAAAUUCUGAAAUGAGCAAAGAGGAAUUUUGUGACAAAUUAAUAUGAAAGCUCUCAUUUUUAUUGGGAAAUCUCACGGCUAUACGCAAAACUCUUACAUGCUUGGAAACAUUUAUAGCUUUUGUUUUACUUCAUAGCUACUGAACCACUCAUUGAUGCCUUAAUUCACAGUUAAACUAAAUCAAGAUGGUUUUCGGCGAUUUUAUAUGAAUGGUAUUUCAUUACCCGUAUCAUUACUGAUAAUAAAACAUAACUAAUGUGCUGCGUUAAUUGAAAAAAGUUCUCCGGAUCUUAGUCUGUUUAUAACAUACUUUAUACGACGGAAGUGUCAUUCAUUCAAGUUAGUCAAGCUAGCCAUCCGUUGGUUUUCCAACUAUUUUCGAAACAUAUUUGGUGGAUGUUUUUUAAAUUAAUUUAUCGCUAUAUCGUUUUCGAAUUACAUCUAAUAGUUUUACCACUUUGGCUACAAAAUGCUUGUUUCAGCGAUUUAACUAAUGUCUCACUCCAGCGAAAAGUUGCUUUGUUUUUCUAAUUAACGCCUGAGUGAUUCGUUUCAAAUGUUUAAUUUUUUUCCAGUGAGUAUUACAGCCGUUUUGAAUUGAGUAGAAAACUAUGUCGGCAAAAGUCUGCUCUGAAUUUCUUUUAAGUGGAAUAAUAUAUUAUGUUCACAUUUCACCACUGCUUUAUCGUAUCUCGCAGACGUCAAUGUAAUACGAUUCAAUUCUAAAAAAAGUUGUGUCACGAGUGUUAAUAAAGGUGCUAACAUUAGAAUUCUUGUUCACUGCUUUCUACCUUAAGGUUCCCUGUUUUUUUGCAGUUAUGAACGCAGAACGAGACCAUGGUGGCCCCACACAUCCACAGAGAAGAGCCAACUUGAUCUCCUUUCUUCUCUUUUGGUGGACAAACGACUUGUUUAAGACUGGAAACCAGCGCCCCUUGCAACAAUCCGACUUCUGGCCUUUGCACGAGGAAGACAAAACGUCACUACUGACGAACAAGCUGCAGUGGCAGUGGAGUAAAGAUCUGGAUGAAUGCAGCCGUACAGGGAAAGAACCAAGACUAUGGAAAAGUGCAAUGAAAGUUCUGUCCUGCAAAGACCUGUGUAUAAUUUCUUUUGCCGGACUGUUGGACUCAGUGGGUCGAUUUCUUCGGCCCUUUUUCCUGGGAGUGUUCAUUUCCACACUUAUGUCCGACACGCCAGGGCGAGGCUUGCUCUGUGGCUAUGCUGCAUUGAUGCUGUUGAUUGUGUUGAUGAAGAGUAUUGCUGUACAUCACAGCAGCUUUAAACUGUACGUGAUUGGGAUGCGAAUGAAGGCCUCCCUUAAAGGUGUCAUCUUCAGAAAGAUCCUGCUCCUUGGUCAACACACGCUCAAUGAGUUUACAAAGGGUCACGUGAUUGAUCUAGUAUCCAACGAUGUUCAAAGAAUGGAACAAGCUGCCAGGCAGUUCUUUCGCCUCCUUGUCGCCAUCUUUGAUGUCUGUGUAGCUGUUCCGUUGUUAUGGUUCUUCAUUGGCUGGCAGCCGCUCAUUGGAAUCAUCUUUUUGUUUCUUCUCGUCCCAUUUGGUGGCUUUCUGUCGUACCUGUCUGGAAAGCUUCGACUGAAGACCGCUGUCAUAUCCGACCGGCGAAUAAAUCUCAUGACCGAGAUAGUGGCUGGAAUACGUGAAGUGAAGACGCAUGCGUGGGAGUGGUUCUUUAGAGAUAAGAUCAAGGAGACUAGAAGUGAUGAGAUGAGAGUAAUUCGUCGUAGGAGCAUACUUUUGUCAUGUGCAAUAUCUCUGAUGUAUUCUUCAGGACUUGUUGCCACUUUUAUUUCUAUUUUGACGCUUGCCUUCAGUGGAUAUCAUUUAACGCCGUUCGUAGUUUUUACACUGCUGUCAAUUACCAAUGUCCUUCGAAACAGUGCGCUGAGAUCUAUAGGAGAAGGAUCACAGUUUGUAUACGAGGCAUACGUCUCAUUUGAUAGAAUACAGGAAUUCUUGUUGUUGCCAAACCUUCAUGGUAUAACUGAUGCGAAACUCUUUACCAAUGUUGAUGGCAAGUCAGUGGUUAAGAGGAAAGGAUUUCAAAAUGGCAAGGUAAAUAUCAAGUGUCACUUCACGUAUCUACACGAGUCCUUGUGGAAAAGCGCCAUCGUAACCAAGUUUGUAGAUAUUCCACAUAACAAAAACCAACAUCCCCCUGUUGGAAUGACGACGUCGAAUCUGGUUCCAAGCCAAACGGACAAACUGCGAGUUAUAGAGAAAGGGCAAUUGCAGGAAAAAAGAAAAAUAAGUAUCAAGUUAACCAAUGUGACUUGCAAAGUGGAUACUGAAAACAUAUCCCUAGUGAAAUCAUUCAGCUUUGAAGCGAAAGAUGAAAACUUUGUUGUCAUAACUGGUCCAGUUGGAAGUGGAAAAUCAACCUUACUGUCAGUUAUGGCUGGUGAGAUGCCAGUUACUGAAGGAAAUCUGCAGUGCAGUGGUACCGUCGCCUACGUGCCACAGAUGCCUUGGGUUUUCUCUGGAACAGUGAGGGAGAACAUUCUUUUCGGUCGGCCAUUUGAUUUUGACAAGUACAUCCAAACCAUCAGAGCUUGCGCUUUAGAAGAAGACAUUGAAGGAUUUCCUGAGAAGGACCAGGUUAUUGUUGGAGAACGAGGCGACACGCUGAGCGGUGGUCAGCAGGUUCGCAUCAGUUUGGCACGCGCAGUGUAUGCCGACUGUGACAUUUACCUGUUGGACAAUCCACUCGUCGCACUCGACAUGAAUGUCAGCAAUCACAUCUUUAAACAUUGCAUACUUGGCUUAUUGUCAAACAAAGUUCGUUUGAUGGUUUCUCACCAAGAGUCACACAUGAAACUUGCAGAUCAAGUGAUUGUCUUGCACAGCGGCUUAGUAAUCGAUAAAGGGACAUUUAUGGAACUAAAUGAAAGGGAAGCACUAAAAGAAAUACUAGAACCCCUAAACAGCGUAGCUCAGGAAUCAAAAGUGUUCCAUGAACAAAUGCCAAGUACUAAAGUGCAUUGCUCUGAUGACAAGACGAUCAAAAGUAUGGAGAUUCCAGACGAGAAUCGUAAGAUCGGAGCAGUGUCCUACAAGCUGUAUUGGGAUUACCUAACUGCAGGAGUGCAUCCCAUAGCUUUGGUUGGCUUGCUUCUCGUCUUCCUUCUCUCUCAAGGAGUUAUGGUUUCACCCGACCUGUGGCUGUCUGUUCUGACGACACUCCCUCGUGAAGACCAAACGGACAAGACCAAUCUUGUUAUCUAUGCCAGUUGUGUCGCGACGGCUGUUCUUCUUACAACGUUACGCGCCUAUGCGUUCUUCCUGGUGGUUCUGAAAUCUUCAGAAAACCUUCACAACGACAUGGUGACAGCCAUCCUAAAAGCACCGGUUCUGUUUUUUGAUUCAAAUCCAAUUGGAAGAAUCCUCAAUCGACUUUCUAAAGACAUUGGCUGUAUGGAUGAGGUUUUGCCCAAGACGUUCCUCUUUGCAGUCCAAAUAGUGUUGUUCGUGUUAACUGCAGCACUUGUUCCCCUGGUUGCCAAUGCAUGGCUCGCAGCAGUUGUUGUACCGAUUAUCUUAUUGUAUGUUUACAUUGCAAGGUAUUUUAUGAGGACAUCAAGAGAACUUAAAAGACUAGAGUGCGUGUGCCGCAGCCCUGUGUUGACACAGAUUUCAGAAACCCUGGACGGAUUGGACACCAUUCGAUCCCGUGGAAGACAGCAGGAGUUUGCGGACCUCUUGUACAGUUACCAAGAUACUCAUAACCGUGCAUAUUACAUGGUAUUGGCUGGAAGUCGAUGGCUAGGGAUAAGAUUAGAUCUCCUCUCUGCUCUGUUAAUAGGCGCUGUAGCUUUGCUCGCUGCAUUGUAUUCCCACAACAAUGCUCUGGUUGGCCUCGCAUUCGUCUACGUCUUCGAAACUUCUCACUUCACCCAGGUGUCUGUUCAACAGUCCUCAGAAGUCGAGAAUUUGAUGACGUCAGUAGAGCGAGUGAUGGCAAUUACUGAAGUUGAAUCUGAGCCGGGAUACCAAACAGAAACACAACGACCUGAACAUUGGCCAACUAACGGAGAAAUAAACUUUACCAAGGUAUCGCUGAGAUAUUAUCCACAAGGACCAAGAGUACUGGAGGAUCUGAAUUUAAAUAUUGAUGGACAGUCUAAGAUUGGAAUUGUGGGUAGAACCGGAGCUGGAAAAUCAAGCAUCACAGCCGCUGUUCUGCGCAUGCCCCAAGUUGAAGGGCAAAUCACAAUAGACGGAGUAGACCUAAACAAUUUGAACGUUCAGGAAUCUCGGAAAUGCAUCUCUGUCCUUAACCAGAGCCCUGUUGUGUUCAGUGGGUCCCUGAGAAUGAAUCUUGAUCCACUGGGAAAACACAGUGAUGCUGAAUUAUGGGAUGCACUAGAAGCCGUGCAACUAAAGCCAUUGGUGGAAACCUUGCAAGGGAAGCUAGAUUACACGUUGAAAUAUAGAGGAAUGAAUCUAAGUGCAGGAGAAAAACAGUUGAUUUGUCUCGCUCGUGUUCUCUUGCGGGAGAGUGAAAUAGUCAUUUUGGAUGAGCCGACUGCUCAUGUAGAUCCCAAAACUGAACAAAUCAUACACGAAACAAUCCGAGAAAAACUGAAAAACUCAACAGUCAUUACAAUCGCGCAUCGACUUAAAACCAUAGAAGACUGUGAUAAGAUUGUGGAACUGAAAGACGGACAGAGAGUAGUUGAUGAUGAAACAAGAUGAAACGUACUCUAAGAAAGUCGAAGUAAAAGGAUAUGUUGCAUAAGGAUAUGUUUUGCACGAAAACGUUUACACUGACAAAAUUAUUUUAUUUGCUCUACAUAGAGCUAUUUAUAUAGUUAACCUGAUUGGUUGUAACUUACGUGCGAAAAACAGCCAAUCAAAGACAAUUCAGGCCUCUGAGUCUUACCACGUAGCAUAAUUCAUUCUACCAGUUCGAUGUAAGAGAUUUCUACAUCUAAUAUGGCAUUUAUAACAAAUUAUUUCAGGUAAAUCUGUCUGUAGUCUUGUGUCUUAGGGAAUUCAACGACUGGG
This is a messenger RNA of Orbicella faveolata, 7626 nucleotides long. RefSeq names its product ATP-binding cassette sub-family C member 4-like. Gene Ontology annotation, cellular component: membrane. The record is from RefSeq and is a predicted model, not a curated record. Gene Ontology annotation, molecular function: ATP binding; ATP hydrolysis activity; ABC-type transporter activity. Gene Ontology annotation, biological process: transmembrane transport. NCBI's taxonomy places the organism in Eukaryota, Metazoa, Cnidaria, Anthozoa, Scleractinia, Merulinidae.